AUGGUUCAAGACCAUCCUGCUCGGAUACUAGCUGAUACCGGUGCUGGUUUGUCCAUAGUCUCAGAUUCUUUCAUUAGUAAGUACCAAAUACCCACAAAACCCAUAAAAACAAGAUCGAUCCAUGGUGUCACCGGGCACCAACUCUCCAUCAAUAGUUCUGCGAGCAUGCAGGUAUCUAUUGGUACACACAAUCUGGGUGUGGUCGAAGCUUCAGUGGCCGACACUGCGGACUAUGACCUCAUCCUGGGGUUCACUGAGCUACGGAGGCUCAAACCCACCAUACAAUGGGAUACGGGCCAGCUGGAGUUCAAGACUCAGGAGCAGGACCGACCCCCUAGGAGACCCCCUGAAGCAGCAAGAGCAGGGGACCUAACCAUGAGGAGACCAACCCUUCAUGGUAACGAGUUUGUCUCAGCAGAGCGCAUACUACGAGCAGCUCUGGAAGAUGGACCCAUAGGGUUCAUGCUGUUAGAGGAGCCACCAUCAUCACUCCCGGCCUUUGGUUUUGUACCUACAGGCGCAGACAAAGGAGUCGAGAUGGAGGUGGAGGUAGAUAAGGUGGUGACGGCUGCAGACAUACCAAAGCCAUACCAACACCUGCGAGAUGUGUUUGAUGAGGUGGAAGCAGACAAGCUGCCCCAUCAUACCGAGCAUGAUCUCCACCUCGAGUUGAUAGAAGGAGGUAAGCCACCUCAAGGGCCCCUAUACCUUAAGGGACCCAAGGAGAUGUCCGAGUUGAGGAGAUACUUGGAUGAGAACCUCGAGAAGGGGUUCAUAAGACCAUCGAAGAGCCCGGCACGAUCACCAGUGCUCUUCGUACCAAAGAAGGAUGGAGGUCUCAGACUCUGUGUGGACUACAGAGGUCUCAACGAGAUCACUGUCAAGAACAGGGCACCAUUGCCCCUCAUCGAGGAGCAGCUGUUCUUACUCAGGAAGGCAAGGAUCUAUACCAAGCUAGACCUUAGAGCAGCAUACAACCUCAUCCGGAUUGCUAAAGGAGAUGAAUGGAAGACAGCUUUUGGCACUCAGUUGGGACUCUAUGAGUACCUAGUGAUGCCCUUUGGCCUAGCCAAUGCUCCGGCUCACUUCCAGUCAUUCAUCAAUGACAUCUUCCGAGACAUCAUUGGAGAAUAUGUAGUGGUAUACUUAGAUGACUUCCUGAUCUUCAGUGACACUGAAGAGGUACAUGUGAAGCAUGUCACCGAGGUCCUCACUCGCUUAAGGAGCAACAGGCUCUUUGCUAAGCUGUCGAAGUGUGAGUUCCACACCAAGACAGUCGAGUUCCUGGGGUACAUCAUCAAGCCAACGGGCAUAGAGAUGGACCCAGAAAAGGUGCGCACUGUCAAGGAGUGGCCAAUGCCAGAGUCAAUCCAUGACAUCCAGAGGUUCCUGGGUUUUGCCAACUUCUAUCGAAGGUUCAUAGCCCACUUUGCUCACAUAGCCAAGCCCUUGACAGCACUGGUAAAGCCUAUAGAACGGUUCAAGAAGCUCGAGCUACCAGAGGAGGCCCAACAGGCUUUCCACAAGCUCAUCCAGGCCUUCACAUCAGCAGGAGUGCUUCAGCACUUCGACUACCACCUUCCAACAAGGUUGGAGACUGAUGCAAGUGACUUUGCUAUAGCAGGAGUGCUCAAGCAGGAGCAUGAAGGACGAUGGCAUCCAGUGGCCUUCUACUCUAGGAAGAUGUCUUCUGCCGAGAAGAACUAUGAGAUCCAUGAUAAGGAGCUCCUAGCUGUGGUCGCCUGCCUCACUCAGUGGCGACACAUGCUAGCUGGACUACCGAACCAACUGGUCAUCCUCACUGACCAUGAAGCCCUCAAGUACUUCAAGUCACAGAGACGCAUCACAGGUCGACAGGCUCGAUGGGCCAUACUACUAGCAGACUUCGACUUCAUAUUGCAGUAUCGACCAGGAGACAAAGGUGGUGAACCCGAUGCUCUCACCAGAAGGACAGACAUGCAACCAGCUGGUGAAGAGCAGGAUCACAAUGUGAGGCAACUACUGCCUCCUCGAGUGUUCAAGGAGACAGCAGACCAUGACUCGCUCCUAGUAGCCCCCAUGACCUCGAUGGAGUCCAUAGCAUCAAAAGGUCUCAAAGACCUGGUCAAGAUCUUCCAGCCUUUAGACCAAGAGCUACAGGAGAUACAUAGGAAGAAGCCUUUCGAACUCAAGGAUGACCUAUGGUACAGUGGAGGAAGGUUGGUUAUCCCCAAGGUGAUCAUGCCAGGGAGGACCAACAACCGACACUCAAGGAGUGCCAAAGAGGUAGAUGGACAGUCUCUCUCUGUAGAGCAUCUGCGAUUCAUGGUGAUGACCCAAUGCCAUGAUGGUAUCACUGCUGGACACGUAGGAAGAGAUGCUACCAUCAAGGCAGCUCAACGACAUUACUGGUGGCCAAACAUGACAGCUUGGAUUGCAGACUAUGUAGCAAGUUGUCCUGUAUGUGCUAGAUACAAAGCUCCUCGUCAUCGUCCAUAUGGUUUGCUACAGCCGCUAGCAACCCCAGACAGGCCCUGGGGCUCCAUAUCCCUCGACUUCAUUGAAGGACUACCACCAUCAAAGAAGUAUGACUCCAAGACCUAUGACUCUAUCCUAGUCAUCGUCGACAGGUUAACCAAGUUUGCCAUACUAGCUCCAACCCAUAAGACAGUCACAGCCAAACAGACUGCAGUAUUGCUAUAUGGACACAUGGUUAGACUCUUCGGAUAUCCAGAUCACAUGGUCUCGGACCGAGGCAGGCAGUUCAUAUCAGGAGCAUGGAAGGCAUUUGCAGAGCAAAUGGGUGUGAAGCACUCACUUAGCACGGCUUACCAUCCUCAAACUGAUGGUCAGACAGAGAGAGUCAAUCAGGUCAUAGAGCAAUAUCUCAGGAUGUACUGCAACUAUGAGCAGAAUGACUGGGCCAACCUGCUGGACACUGCGGCCUUUGUAUACAACAACACGGUCCACAACAGCAUUGGUGUCUCACCAUUCUUUGCAUGCUAUGGAUGGAACCCCAAAGCUCAUCCUGACAUCCCUCAACGACUAGGAGUCAAUGAUCCAGGUCGCUUCGAGUACCUCAUGGAUGGAAAGGAGCGUUGCAAGUACCUCCAGGAGCAGAUCAGAGAGGCACAACGUAGAUCAGUAGACCAGUAUAACAGGAAGCACAAGGACAUUGAGUUUAAGGUGGGUGAUAUGGUCUAUAUCAACCGCCGAAACUGGAAGACACGGAGACCCACACCCAAGUUGGAUACCCGGUUUGCAGGACCCUACCCAGUUCAGGAACGAGUAGGACGCCGAGCUUACCGGAUCACAUUGCCAGCAAACCUUAGGGUGCAUGAUGUGUUCCAUGUCUCCAUGCUCGAGCCAGCAAGAACAAGUUCUCUUCCUCAACGUGCUGAACAGCCCACCAUGCCACCACUUCCAGAUGAGGACCUCGACUUCGAAGUCGAAGCACUCAUCGACAAGCGUUCAUACAAUGGGACUACAGAGUACAAGGUGUUGUGGAGAGGGUACUCAGAAGAAGCUGCUUCAUGGGAACCAGUAGAGAACCUCAACUGUCCCGACCUCAUCCAGGAGUAUGAGGUGUCGGAGGGGGGACGAGUGAGUAGACAGAGUGGAGAGAGGAGGAGAGAACAGGAGGAGUAG
Molecule: messenger RNA, 3627 nt
Organism: Ustilago hordei
Lineage: Eukaryota; Fungi; Basidiomycota; Ustilaginomycetes; Ustilaginales; Ustilaginaceae
Exons: 1
Coding region: 1-3627 (1208 amino acids)
Biological process (GO): DNA integration
Molecular function (GO): nucleic acid binding
Source: RefSeq, a predicted model, not a curated record